AUGGAAUUCAAUCUUCAGGUCGACCUCAAGCGUCAUCAUUCGCUUUGCUUCGGGAGUCUGGAUAUUGUGGCUCUUGACCUUCAUCGCACACGGGAGCCAGCGCCCGGUCUCUCGCAAGGUUGUGAGUCUGGCGAUGUUGAGCGGAUUGGGACGAUCCUGAGGGAGGUUGCCCGCGAAAGCGCGUGCGCCAACAGGGAUUUGAUAAUCGAGGGACUUGACAGCUGCCUCUUCGAUGCCAUCGCGAGCUCUCACAGGCCCAUGGUGCCGGUGUUGUUUCGAUACCGGACCGCUCUCCGCAAUUCAUCUUUCACCAUUGGAUUGAAGUUGCAGGAUUUUAGCAUUUGGGACGACUUUUUCUAUCACGACCACCUUGACAUGAACACGUACGAGUUGCUCUGGCGAACCUUACGGGUCGACGUGAAGAGCCCAGUACUAGUCAAAUGGCUCCUCGAGCUCGGCGCAACGCCAGACCGCCCCAACGACCGCGGGCUCACCCCGCUCGGCACAUGCGCCAUCCGCGAGCUCUCGCCUGAGAUCGAGCAGACAAUAGACCAUCUCCUCAGAUGUGGUGCCGACAUCCGCAAGGAGAAAAGCAUCCUGCAUAUGGCCAUCCGCCCGACGGCCUCAGGCGGCGUGGCAAUGCUGAAGCAUCUUCUAUCCCGAGGCGCCGACCCGUCCUACAAAGACCCGGACACCGGUACGCCGCUUCACUACGCCGCGUCUCUGGGCAAGAUGGAGGAAGCCAAAGUGCUCGCAGCAACAGAGGGGGUGAAUUUGGGUCCUUUGGGACGUGGUUAUGGCCAUUCCGAGAUCCUGGGUUGCAUCGAGGCAACCUACGAGUGGCCGCUGCCUCCGUCUACUCUUUACACGAUGGGAUGCCAGGGAGACCGCCGUAGUGGAGCCGAGCUCCGAGUCCGAGUCUAUAUGGUUGUCUUAGAGACAAGGGUGUACUAUUUAGAGAGCCGGUCUUGCCUUGAUCUCGUUCAUGCUCCUGAGGUCUGGCGUCAAGCGUUCUUUUCAAGCUACCAUACUUCAACGAAAAUGAAGUCAGGCAUUCUCGCAGUACUAGCGGCUGUCGCUGUCAAGCAGUCAGCUGCUCAUGCCAUCUUCCAGCAGCUCUGGGUUGACGGCCACGGUGGUCAAUGCGGAAGAAUCCCGUCCUCGAAUAGCCCCGUCACGGAUGUCUCCUCCAAAGACAUCGUAUGCAACACCGGCCUCAGUUCGGCUGUUGGGAAAUGUGCCGUUAAGGCCGGCUCGACGGUGACAGUGGAGAUGCACCAGCACGCGGACCGCAGCUGCACCGAGGAAGCCAUCGGCGGCGCGCACUACGGCCCCGUCAGCGUCUACCUGUCCAAGGUCUCCGACGCGGCCUCGGCCGACCCCUCAGCCGGCGGCUGGUUCAAGAUCUUUGAGGACGGCUGGGCCAAGAACCCGUCCGGCGCCAGCGGCGACGACGACCGCUGGGGCACAAAGGACCUCAACACCUGCUGCGGCCGCAUGGACGUCAAGAUCCCGACCGACCUCGCCAACGGCGACUACCUCCUGCGCGCCGAGGCGCUGGCCCUCCACUCGGCCAUGUCCUCCGGCGGCGCCCAGUUCUACAUGACGUGCUUCCAGCUCACCGUCUCGGGCGGCUCCGGGUCCGCCUCCCCCGCGACGGUCAAGUUCCCCGGGGCGUACAGCGCGAGCGACCCGGGCAUCCUGAUCAACAUCCACGCCCCUCUCUCCAGCUACAAGGUCCCUGGCCCCGCUGUGUAUUCUGGCGGCUCUACCAAGACGGCCGGCUCGGCCUGCACGGGAUGUGAGAGCACGUGCAAGUCGGGUUCUGGACCUUCGGGGACCGUCAACCCCAGCCAGCCGACAUCUCCCGGUGGCGGCGGCGGUGGUUGCACUGUGGCUAAGUUCCAGCAAUGUGGCGGGACGGGCUACACCGGUUGCACGACCUGUGCCUCUGGAUCAACAUGCAGUGCGGUUUCCCCGCCGUACUACUAUCAAUGUGUGUAG
This is a messenger RNA of Thyridium curvatum, 2004 nucleotides long. RefSeq lists its product as uncharacterized. Gene Ontology annotation, molecular function: cellulose binding. Gene Ontology annotation, biological process: carbohydrate metabolic process. Bases 1 to 2004 code for a protein of 667 amino acids. Lineage: Eukaryota; Fungi; Ascomycota; Sordariomycetes; Thyridiales; Thyridiaceae. The record is from RefSeq and is a predicted model, not a curated record. Gene Ontology annotation, cellular component: extracellular region. The transcript has 6 exons.